GGCCACUACCUGCACACGCCUCCUCUCGCGCUCGGCAUAAAACACCGUACGUUGCGUCCCAUGUCACUUGACUCCCUUAGGGGCACGCCCCAUGGAUCGCAUGGCGGUCCGCUAGUUUUGACCCUGGCACGUCAGACUGCCACCAUGCUCUCGAGCUGCAAGUUUGUAUAACACUUCAUGCCCUUUGAAAAGCGAGCGACACAGUCAAGCAGACUCUCAGCUGAAAGCCUUGACCGUCAAACAGCGAGCCGGCGGCGAUGGCCGCGACUGCGGACAGCCUGCAGCAGCAGGUCGACGAAAUUUGCGCAUGCUGCCCGGUGCUCAGCCCUGCGAUUAUUCCCAGCGGCUAUGAAACCCAGGACCUGGUGGAGCUGAUGCAAAAUGCUGGCCGGGAGUCGGUGCAGGCGUUUGAGGAGCUGCUGGAGGGGGCGGGGAGAGGCGUAACGUGCUGCUGCGUGUGCGGGGCGGACGGCACGCCCUCCACCAGCGGCGGGGGCUCAGAUGACGACAGCGACGGGGAGGGCGACGCCUCGCUCUACUUCACAGUGCUGACGGGGCUGAGCUUCAAAGAUCGGACAGUGGCAAUGAAGCGCGCAGGAUUCGCAUGCGGGCAGUGUCGGGCGCUGCGGAGCACCAACCGCAUGAUACGGUUCGCGGCGCUGCGUGUGGGCGCCGACGCGCCGGCCGAUGACGACGACGAGGAGCAGGGGGACUCCGGCUCGCGGCUGCUGGCGCUGGCGGCGCACCUGGCGUCCGUGAACCGCGCGCCCGACAGCCUGCAGGCCUCGCCCGAGGGCCUGGCGGUGUGGCUGCAGGAGCUCUACUGCCGCGCGCAUGCGCUGCAGGUGGUGGCCAGCAACCUGGGCGGCUGGCGUUGUGUGGGCCCCACGGGCCAGGUGCUGCGCCUGGCACGGCCCAAGGAUGUGGUGGCCGCCGCGCGCGCCCUGCUGCAGCCGCCAGAAGAGGAGGCGGCGCAGAAGCCGCGGAAGGAGGGCCGCAAGAAGCAGGCGGCGGCGGGCAAGCAGGUUGUAGCAGCGGGGCAGCAGGCGGCGGCGGUCGCCGGCAAGGGCGCGGGCAAGGCGGCGCAGGCCAAGCAGGAGCCGCCGAAGGCGGCGGCGGGGCCCCAAAAGGGGCAAGCUGUAGCGGCUUUGAAGCAGCAGCAGCAACAACAGCAGGCAGGGGCGGGCAAGAAGCGGUCUGCGGUGGAGGUGGCGGCCGAUCAGGAGGCGCCGCGUGCAGCAGGGAAAAAGGCCAAGGGCGGGGCCCCGCCGCCGCAGGCGAAGCCCGCCAAGCCGGCAGCCGCGGCCAAGGCGCCGGUGCCCCAGGGCGGCAAGGCGGGCAAGCGGGUGAGGUAGUGGCAUGGGUCGAGAGUGUGACCGGCGUGAGGUGUGGACUGGAACCGGCAGGCCAGGGUGCGCACGGCGUGCGUGAUGGACUGGCGCGGAGCCGCGCACGCAGUCGGUAUGACGGUGUAGUUGUUUCAUUGCGGUGACCACGCCGCCCUGUAUGAGGAAUUGAUUGUGUAUGCGGCAGUUUCGACUCUCGAGUCUUGGAGUUGACGGGAUUCGGACUGCCGGACACUCGGACAGCUGCGUGCGCAUGGGCUGCCGCGCCCGAUGGGGCCGGCGCACUGGGGCGCGUUUGAAUGCUUGAUGAUUGGACUGCGUGAGCCUGUGAGGAGUAGCACGUGGAAGAGUCCUGAAGUUUUGGAGCACGGGACCCCUUGAAAGCCCAGGGUGAACGUGAAGGCAUGUGAGGAGGCCGCGCAGUGACGAGGAGGCGGGGAGGUGUGCCACAGCCUCAAAAGUGAAAGCACAAGAGUACAAGAGAC
Molecule: messenger RNA, 1831 nt
Organism: Chlamydomonas reinhardtii
Lineage: Eukaryota; Viridiplantae; Chlorophyta; Chlorophyceae; Chlamydomonadales; Chlamydomonadaceae
Exons: 6
Coding region: 258-1355 (365 amino acids)
Source: RefSeq, a predicted model, not a curated record